UAGGUAUAAACGCCCCACCCGGUAGGCCAGAGAUAACGGGGCUCUCUUUAGAUUAAAACCAACUUAAAACACCACGACGCACGUUUGAGAGGAGUUUAUUCAUAUUCACUGUAGGAGCGCGGACGGACCAUUUAAAGAAGAGGCACAAAUAAAGCCAACCCAACUCCAUGGAUGAGAAAAAGUCCUCUCAUAUGUAUUUUAUUGGCAAGAAAGAUGAUCUCGUUGAGGCUAAGAGAACUCACGUGACACUGGACGGAAGGGAUAUACUCAUUAUAUACCAUCAAAGAGUUUUCUAUGCAAUGGACCUGCAGUGUUACCAUGCUGGCAGUACCUUGUUGAACGGAGAUAUUGAGGAGAUCAACAAGCAGCUCUGCAUUAUAUGUCCAAAGCACAAGUAUAAGAUCACCCUGGCUGAAGGUGAGGGAUUAUACAGGGCCGCCAACCCCGCAGAAAAAGUCAAGCGGUGGUACUCCAAAGGCAUCAAACAGAGAGUACACAAAGUGAUGGAAGUGGACGAAGACAUUUUCGUGACGUUAUCGGAUUGCCCGGGGUAUAUUGAAUCAGACUAUUAUCAGACGGCGAAAGGCAGGGCAGAGCUUAGUAAAGCACAUGACUCAGAUAGCGCACCAGAUGCGGAUGCUGAUGAUUAGUUUAGUUCAGGCAGCCUGCAUGAUGGGACAAAAGAUCCAAAGAGAACUUCGGAAGAAGAGUCUGCAUGAAUACAAGUGCGAUAUGACAUAUCAUGAAUCAGUUUGAUAUAAAUCCCCCUUAUUUUUAAAGUGUCCGGAUUUUACACACACUCUGUACAGUGAGUCAUCAUUGUAAUGCUUUAGGCUAAUAUUCUCAGCCAAACACGUUCAUCGUUGUUGUUGUUUUUUGUACAGUUGAGGGGAAAUAGUAAGCUCAUCAUAAGGAUGAAAACGAGGUUUGUUCAAAUCUGACAUUGGACUGUGAGCGUACAAAAGUGGUAGUUUUUUAUUUUUGUCAUUAACAAAUGUUCAUUUGUAAGCACCAGUAUUCCCAAACUAAACUAAUAAAAGACUUCCAAAAUAAUUUUGGUAGUUUAAUAUUGUAUAAUUUGAAAUGUUAACAAAAACAUUUUAAGGUGGUUAAAAGGAUCUUUUCAGUGAUGCUUUUUGAAACCCCUUUAUUUUAUAAACUUUAAGUGCAAUGUAUUUUUAAAGGGGCCAUGUCACAAGGCUUUUUAAAAUGUAAAAUACAUCUUUGGUGUUUCCAGAGUACACAUGUUUUAGCUCAAAAUACCAUAUAGAUAAUUUAUUAUAACAUGUUAAAAUUGACACUUUGUAGGUGUGUGCAAAAAUGUGGCGUUUUGGGUGUGUCCUUUAAAAUGCAAAUGAGCUGAUGAAUUUCAAACACUGAUCGCAAUAAUGAUGGUGGUUUGUUGGAAUUGAAACUCAAUUGUGCUGUGAAUUAUUUUCUCUCUGCACUGACUGGCUGUGCCGUGGUUGAAUAGUGCAGAUUAAGGGUUGGUAUUAUUAUAAUAAGAUAUCCUUAUUACAUCAUCAAAUUUCAAUAACCUAAUUUUUUAAGUGCUUGCAGAGAAUGGUUUACCAAAACUAAGUUAUUGGGUUGAUUUUUUUCACAUUUUCUAUGUUGAC
This is a messenger RNA of Paramisgurnus dabryanus, 1619 nucleotides long. RefSeq names its product Rieske (Fe-S) domain containing (gene rfesd). Gene Ontology annotation, molecular function: 2 iron, 2 sulfur cluster binding. Lineage: Eukaryota; Metazoa; Chordata; Actinopteri; Cypriniformes; Cobitidae. The record is from RefSeq and is a predicted model, not a curated record.